AUGGCAAGGAAGCAACUGGAGAAGAUGAUCGGCAAAUCAGGGCACGGGUUUCAAGUCAGGGUACACAUAUCGAGGAAGCUUGAGAAGCUAAAGCAAGUUCCUCCAAAAGAGAGCAAUGGUUAUCUGAGGGUUCAAUGUAAUGGUGGUCUGAAUCAACAGCGCAGUGCAAUCUGUAAUGCAGUUCUUGCUGCACGAAUUAUGAAUGCUACACUCGUGCUGCCUGAGUUGGAUGCAAACUCCUUUUGGCAUGAUGAGAGGUACAGUGGUUUCCGAGGCAUCUACGAUGUUGAGCACUUCAUCAGAGCAUUGAGGUUUGAUGUACGGAUUGUGGAAAGCAUUCCGAAAAUUCCUUCGCCCCCUAGAGAUGCUCUGAUUAGUUGGUACACAACAGUUGCUCUGGAGAAGAUGAAGGAACAUGGUGCCAUAUAUCUGACUCCUUUUUCACAUCGUCUUGUUGAAGAGAUUGACAACCUUGAGUACCAAAGAUUGAGAUGCCGAGUUAAUUACCAUGCACUCAGAUUUAAGCCUCACAUUAUGAAGUUAAGCAACUCAAUACUGAGUAAACUUCGUUCAGAAGGUCGUUUCAUGUCAAUACAUCUCCGUUUCGAGAUGGAUACGCUGGCUUUUGCUGGAUGUCUAGAUAUAUUUACUCCUGACGAACAGAGAAUAUUGAUGAAGUACCGCAAGGAAAAUUUUGCAGAGAAGAUACUUGUUUAUAGUGAAAGAAGGGCCAUUGGAAAAUGUCCGUUGACUCCAGAAGAGGUUGGUCUCAUCUUGCAUGCUAUGGGGUUUGACAAUUCCACUAAGAUAUACCUUGCAGCUGGUGAAUUAUUUGGUGGGAAGCGAUUCAUGAAACCUUUUCGGUCCAUGUUUCCUCGCCUUGAGAAUCACAGCACAGUUGACCCUAGUGAGGAGCUAGCAGAGAAUACUCGUGGCCUGGUAGGCUCUGCUGUGGAUUACAUGGUUUGUCUUCUAUCAGACAUCUUCAUGCCAACAUAUGACGGGCCAAACAACUUCACAAAUAAUCUCCUUGGACACCGUCUCUACUAUGGCUUCCGGACUACAAUCAGACCUGACAGGAAGGCUCUUGCCCCAAUCUUUAUUGAUAGUGAAAAGGGCCGAACAGCUGGCUUUGACGAAGCUGUUAAGCGUGUGAUGCUACAAACGAAUUUUGGUGGGCCUCACAAACGGGUCCCACCUGAGUCUUUUUACACCAACUCUCGGCCCGAAUGUUUCUGCCAGACAUCAACACAGAAUCAAGAUGAUAAAUGCCCACCAGACUAUGUUUCGGAAAAGUUGCAUAGCCAACUGGAGGGUGAAACCACCAGUGAUUCAGAUAUGUUGGUUCAAUCAAAUUCGACAAUAUCCAUGGCUGAUAGAUAGGAGAUUGACUCUAACGUAGUCAUUGUGGUCAUACUAAUCCCUCAGUGAUAGAUGCCAUGAUGAUACCAGACACUGGGUAAUGGAGCGUUUGUUUUUGCUGGUUCAGCUUUCAGUUCUCAUUGCAGGUGGCAUCGUACGAGAUCAUUGAUCUCUCUGUCUUUGGUAUGGAUGACUGGCGAGUAGAUCAUGUUUGACUUUCGAAAGCGAGAGAAAAUGGAGAAUAAAUCAUUGGGUUGAAGGGAGUGCCAUUUUGUUCACCCUAGGGGUAAAAUGGUCACUUUGGGCCUCCAUACCCAUCACCCCAUUUCUCUCUUUUCUCCCGCCAUUGACUCGUUGAUCGUUACUCACUGCUGUUGCCUCUCCUUGUUGCCUCACCGACUUGCUACAUCUCGCCUCAUUGUUGUGCAGUGACUAGAGGAAAGAGAGAGAGAAAUGGCAAGGCAAGGCGGCACAAUGGCCGGCAAGGUAGCGGCGGGAGAGAGAAAGGGAAUGGGUAGAGAGACCCAAAAUGACUUUUUACCUCCAAGGUGAACAAAAUUGCACUCAGGUUGAAGGGACCAUAAUGGGGACCAUAAUGAUAUUUUGAGCUUGUGUUACUCUUUAUUUGCAUUUGUGUCAAAGCUGGACCGUAGAAAGUGAUUGGCAUUCAGAAAAAAAUAUCCAUGGUUUAAGACCGCGGCUGAUCCUUGAAAAGAGUUUGAAUUAUAUGAAUGCAAUGCCUUUUGUUAUGGAGUGCAUAUUGUGUAUAAUCAGGAAUUUUGUAUGGAAAGUGGACAGAUCUCCGCAUCAAAUGCAAAAUUAUCUUAGAAAUGAAAAAUGGAUGUAGGGGUGGGGUGGGGGG
Messenger RNA from Diospyros lotus (date-plum), 2224 nucleotides. Its product is annotated as O-fucosyltransferase 1. The record is from RefSeq and is a predicted model, not a curated record. Gene Ontology annotation, cellular component: trans-Golgi network; cytoplasm; endosome. Lineage: Eukaryota; Viridiplantae; Streptophyta; Magnoliopsida; Ericales; Ebenaceae.